Molecule: messenger RNA, 746 nt
Organism: Raphanus sativus (radish)
Lineage: Eukaryota; Viridiplantae; Streptophyta; Magnoliopsida; Brassicales; Brassicaceae
Product: serpin-Z1-like
Exons: 1
Coding region: 33-656 (207 amino acids)
Molecular function (GO): serine-type endopeptidase inhibitor activity
Source: RefSeq, a predicted model, not a curated record
AUAUCAGUGGAACCUCAGUGUCCGUGCCAUUCAUGAGAAGCUACGAGCGCCAAUACAUAGAGGCUUAUGAUGGUUUCAAGGUCCUCAAGAUACCUUAUCGACAAGGCGGUGUUGAUAACAAUCCCACCUUUCCUUAUCGACAAGGCCGUGUUAAUACCAGUCGCAGCUUUCCUUAUCUACAAGAAGUUGAUGCUACCAAUAACAGCUUCCCUUUUGGACAAGGUGGUUAUAGUAACAAUGUCAGCUUCUCAAUGUACUUUUAUCUCCCAGACAAGAAUGAUGGAUUGGAUGAUCUUGUGAAGGCAAUGGCAUCUAAUUCUGGAUUCUUGGAUUAUCAUGUUCCAAGAUUCAAAGUUUUAGUUAAAGAAUUCAGAAUCCCAAAGUUUAAGAUCGCUUAUGGCUUAGACGGCAAAGACUUGGGAUUAAGUUCAAUGGCUUUGUAUCAUAAAGCAUGUGUGGAGAUUGAUGAAGAAGGCGCUGAAGCUGCUGCUGCAACUUUUGCAGCCCCUAAACCCGGAUGUUUGAGAUAUAUGGAGCCUCCUAAGCGUAUAGAUUUUGUGGCAGAUCAUCCCUUUGUCUUCUUAGUUAGAGAAGACACAAUUGGUACUGUUUUGUUCGUUGGUCAGAUUUUUGAUCCUUCCGACAAAUCUUUUUAGGCUUUUAGUUUGGUUAUAUGGCAACAUGUGGAUCUAAGAUUUAAGAUUUAAUUAUGAAAAAUGCAGAGGAGUUUGAUUCCUCAGUUUGCU